UCUGGAUGGUUUUCAAUUGGAUACUGUUGAGCCUAGUUUUCACUCUUCAGGUCCAUGGAAUGUUUCCCAAAACGAAGUUUCAUAGAUAAAUUAGUUUGGAGAAAAGUUUGAACUGUGGAAGUCCUAUAGGCAGCUUCCACCUUCUUCGUUGUUGGGUUUAGACACAAGUUGCUUUUGUAGUUUGUCUGUCAUUCAUGACCCAUAUUCCUUUUCUUGAUAAUCGAGAUUAACUAUAGUUGUGUUUUCAACAAUUUGAUUCAUACGGCAAGAGUCUUGAAAAUCCAUGUGACGCAUAAAGCAUCCGAUUCCAAAAGGCUAUCAUUUUUUUAAAUAAAGAUUUUCCUUAAUGGAGAAUAAUUUAUCCCACUCAAUCUGACACUAGAGCCUUAAUGGUUAAGAUGCUAACUCCCUAGUCUCUGGAAGGAUUCCUUGGGUCAAACUCCCUAUGAGAACCAUCAAAUUGGACAUCUGCACUGAUAAACAAACUAAGAUAAGCUUCUGUUUCGAAAAAGUAAUUCAGUAAUUCAAUUGGACGAACAAGAUAGAGAGUGAGCUAUAACUAGACCUAUGCACUCCACAGAGCAAACUUCUUUUUCGGAAUGGAGGGUAUUUUGGUUCUCACUUUGUAAGUCUUGCAUUCUUAACAGAGCCAAGUUAGACAAGAGAAAGGGUGGGUUGUCCUGAGUCCUGAGGUAGUUUCCUGAAUGGAGCCCGGAGCUGCAUCGAGGAGGACGAGCAGGUUUUCUUCAUAUGAGAGGUUGGUGGCCAUCGGGUUGGCCCUUCUAGCUGUGCUUUCUCCUCUCUAUAUCGACCGGACAACGGUAGAUGAUUCAGAACUUGAUUUGGAGCACCCUAUUAACUUUGCUUCUUGGUUGCCUCUGCUGCUCUUGGUGUUGAUCUUGGCCCUCACUUUGUCGCUUUACUUGGACCGAAGCUUUACCAGGUUUGAUCCUUACUGGAUUCACAGAGUUGGCGGUUCUUCUAGUGGCAUCACGAUAAUUCUCAUGGUUCUUGCGUUGGUGUUGAAGUGUAAAGCUUCUAUUAGGAACUGGGAGGCUUAGCUCAAAUCUUUUGUAGUACUUGUUUUUGGCCAUGUAAUUUGCUUAUCGCUUUACAGAACGAAGUUCAUGUAUCUU
This is a messenger RNA of Prunus avium (sweet cherry), 1136 nucleotides long. RefSeq lists its product as uncharacterized. The record is from RefSeq and is a predicted model, not a curated record. Lineage: Eukaryota; Viridiplantae; Streptophyta; Magnoliopsida; Rosales; Rosaceae.